UCGCUGCUGGAUCCGCGCGCAGUGAGUGGCGUCUAGCAGCAGGAAUUUGGGGAGUGGAAAUUCCGCUGUUACUUUCACGGCUCGCGUCGUGUUGCUGACAUUUGUGCUGUGACGGCCAGUCAGUCAGUCGCUGCGAGCGGAGAGAGGCGGAGAGAGAGCUGGACUGAAAUAAGGAGUAAAAGAUCUGGAGAGCAGCGCUCCGAUGUUCCUCGCGACUGGUUUUCUCUGAAUACCGGUUAACUACAGAUUUGCCUUUUUUAAAAUUUUCCACUUGGAGGUAUCGAUCCUGUUUUGCAUCACAAGUGAGAGGUUUGAUAAAGAAUCGAGGGCGCACAGCUGCCACUUCUGGCGAGAGGAUUUUUUCCUUUUGAACCGUCUUGUUUUCUGCUUUUGGAUUAUUUUUUAUUUUUCCAGGAGAUGGCAAGUUGUUCCCUGACAGACGCAGGGAUCUGCUGCUGAAGCUCGCAGGAUGCUGGGGACCCUACAACAACCAGAUCUCUUACUUUGAGACAAUCCUCGCUUAUUUUUUUUCUUUUGGACGUAAACCCCCCUGGACGUUUUUCCUCCACCUCCUGUUUGAUUUAUUUUCUUUCACAGCAUGUCUGUGUUGUACAAUCUAAGGAUGCGUAGUGGAUUGCUAUUGUUCCUUUUCACCCAAGUCAUCUUGGUUGCUGCGUUGACUCAGACUGAUAAAUGCGGGGGGAAUAUAGAGAUACACACCGCGGACUACCUGACCUCCCCGGGCUAUCCCGGCGCCUACCCGCCCUCCCAGCAGUGCGUGUGGGUGAUAACAGCCCCCGAGCCCGGCCAGAAGAUCCUCAUCAACUUCAAUCCGCAUUUUGAUCUGGAGGACAGAGACUGCAAGUAUGACUACGUGGAGGUUUACAACGGCGGUGACGAGCUUUCACCCAUGUUGGGAAAGUUUUGUGGGAAGAUUGCACCGUCUCCAAUCAUCUCCAGCGGCAGCCAGCUCCUCAUCAAGUUCGUCUCUGACUACGAGACACACGGGGCGGGAUUCUCUGUGCGCUACGAGGUCUUCAAGACAGGUCCAGAAUGUUCCAGGAACUUUACGGCUCCCAGAGGCGUCAUCAAGACGCCGGGCUUCCCCGAGAAGUACCCCAACAACCUGGACUGCACCUUCAUGAUCUUCGCCCCCAAGAUGUCUGAGAUUGUGGUGGAGUUUGACAGUUUCGACAUGGAGCCCGAUACCACGCCACCGCCAGGCGCCCUCUGCCGAUACGACUGGCUGGAGAUCUGGGACGGCUUCCCUGCAGUGGGCCCCCACAUUGGCAGAUACUGUGGCCAGACGUCUCCGGGCCGUGUGAUCUCCUACACGGGCAUCCUGUCCAUGACCAUCACUACUGACAACGCCAUCGCCAGAGAGGGUUUCUCCGCAAACUACACCAUCCGUGAGAGGAGCCUCCCCCUGGGACACGAAGAUGAGGAUUUUGCUUGCAUGGAGCCACUGGGCAUGGAGUCAGGAGAAAUUUCCUCUGACCAGAUCAGCGCCUCCUCCCAGUAUAACUCUAACUGGUCCCCCGAACGCUCACGUCUCAACUACCAGGAGAACGGCUGGACGCCAUCAGAUGACACCGUCAGGGAGUGGAUACAGGUGGACUUGGGAUUUCUCCGAUACGUCACAGCCAUCGGGACGCAGGGAGCGAUCUCCAAAGAAACAAAGAAGCACUACUUUGUUCGCUCGUAUAAAGUGGACCUGAGCUCCAAUGGAGAGGACUGGGUCACUGUGAAGGAGGGCUCAAAGCAGAAGAUUUUCCAGGGGAACCACAACCCGACAGACGAGGCUCGCUCCUUCCUCCCCAAACAGACUCUGGCUCGCUACAUCCGUGUCCGCCCCAUGUCCUGGGAGCAAGGCAUCUGUAUGCGCUUUGAAAUCUACGGCUGCAGAACAUCAGACUACGCCUGUUCAGGGAUGUUGGGGAUGGUGUCAGGUCAGAUCUCAGAUGCUCAGAUCAGCGCCUCGUCGUUUGCCGACCGGGGCUGGGUGGCUGAAAACGCCCGGCUGUUGACAGGGAGAUCAGGCUGGACCGGGCAGCAAACCAAGCAGCCCUUCAGAAACGAGUGGCUGCAGGUGGAUCUGGGCCAGGACAAGAUGGUAAGCGGCGUGGUGAUCCAGGGAGGCAAACACCGUGACAGGAACGUCUUUAUGAAGAGGUUCAGGGUGGGACAUAGCCUGGACGGAGAGGAGUGGACCAUUGUUAAGGAGGACAAUACUACAAAGCCCAAGAUAUUCUUGGGAAAUCAGAACCACGAUACCCCAGAGCUGAGGUCGAUGGGUCCCCUCCUGACCCGCUUCGUCAGGAUCUACCCAGAGAGAGCCACCAUGGAGGGCCUGGGCCUCCGACUGGAGCUGCUGGGCUGUGAACUGGACGACAUCACGACUACAGCACCUCCCACCACACCCAUCGCUUCCACACUUCCCAUGACCACAUUCGGAGCGACUACCACAGCACCGAUCACCAUCCCCGGCACCACCAUGUCCACAGACUGUGAGGAAGGACAGGACUGCGGCGGUGAAACUGAUGCUCCUGAUGACUACGACACUGUGACGGUGGGAGGCACCAUGGCGGCCGACCCCAUCAUGGACUUCAUACCAGCGUACGUGUGGUUCGCCUGCAACUUUGACUUCUCCUCAUUCUGCGGCUGGACCGGAGAGCCCGGGACGGGGGCCGAGUGGCUCAUCCAGACCAACGGGGCUCCCACCAUCCACAGAGGGCCGACCCUCGACCACACAGGCGGACCAGGGAACUUCAUCUACAUGCAGCUGGGUGACACAGACACGCCGAGUAAAACAGGCGAAGAUGAUGGUGAAGAGGAGAAGGUGGCAAGGUUGGCCAGCCUGCCCAUCACUGCGCCGGACGCCGACCUGUGCAUGUCCUUCUGGUAUCACAUGUUUGGUGAACACGCGGGAGCACUUCACAUCAAACAGAAGAAGGAGGCGGAGGGAGGGCAGUUAUUGUGGACGGUCAGCGGGCACCAGGGCAGUCGGUGGAGGGAGGGGAGAGUCUUACUGCCACACUCCAGUGUCUCAUAUCAGGUGGUCGUGGAAGGCGUCGCAGACAGUCGCAGUGCAGGUCACAUAGCUGUGGACAACAUCCAGAUCAUAGAUGGACUCAGUGCUGAGGACUGCAAGGAUCCAGAAGCUCCUACGUCUCCGCCAACUGAGAUUUUCAUCCUACCGAUGGACUCCCUCUCACAGGAUAACAGCGAGCUGGGCGGCCCGGGAAACAUGCUGAAGACCCUGGACCCCAUCCUCAUCACCAUCAUCGCCAUGUCCGCACUGGGCGUCUUCCUGGGCGCCAUCUGCGGCGUCGUCCUGUACUGUGCCUGCUCUCAGGGCAGCAUGACAGACAGGAACUUAUCCGCCCUGGAAAACUAUAACUUUGAGCUGGUGGACGGCGUGAAGCUAAAGAAGGACAAGAUGAAUGGACAGACUAACUAUUCAGAGGCGUGAGGGUGAGAGGGAGUCGGGGCACGCGACUGCUCCGCAUGGACAUGUUGAUGCAGCCAAUCAAGUGGUAGGAACACGGAAAGGGGCUGAAGCCACCAAUGGGACGGCAGGGUGGGCUGAAAGUGAGCCAAUGUAAUUUUUUUCUCAGGAGCGGCAGUGGAAGGGACUGACCUGUAGGGGGCACUGUGUAAAAAGAAUCUGUACAGCAAAAAAAAAAGAAGAAGAAAACUAAGGAUUCUAUUUGUUUUUCGGUGUGCUUUGUUGAUUUCAUGUAAUCACAUGCUGGUGUUGAGACCAAUUCAGAUGAAAGUAUCGUUUGUGUACUUUUAUGGAAAGACUUUUUUUGUUGUUUUUCUUGUCUUGUUUUCAGAUGUCAUAGUUUCACAGAGAGAGUGGAGUCGUGAAAUUUGCUAUUCUGAUAACUGGCGCUUUAGCUGGCCAUAUACGUAUGUCCCUGUGAGUGCGUGUGAAAGUGUGUGUGGGCACAUGUGUCACAUUCAUAAACAGUACAUCUGCAUUUAAGGUGUGUGUGUAUGAUUGCGUCUGGCUGUAGGUAUGUGCGCACGCAUUGCACUCAUGUUUAUCUGUAAACAUGAGAUGCAUGCAUCUUUGUGUGUGUGUGUGUGUGUGUGUGUGUGUGUGUGUUUGCGUGUGUGUGUGUGAGAAGCAGCGAUCUGCUAACCUGUGUCUAGUUCCAACAGUGCCUUUUUUUUCCUCCAGUUUUUCUGUUGCCUUGUUUUUCUGCUGGUUUUUUUCUCAUCGG
Molecule: messenger RNA, 4232 nt
Organism: Plectropomus leopardus (leopard coralgrouper)
Lineage: Eukaryota; Metazoa; Chordata; Actinopteri; Perciformes; Serranidae
Product: neuropilin-1a-like
Biological process (GO): response to wounding; neural crest cell migration; vascular endothelial growth factor signaling pathway
Cellular component (GO): plasma membrane; axon; focal adhesion
Molecular function (GO): semaphorin receptor activity; vascular endothelial growth factor binding; vascular endothelial growth factor receptor activity
Source: RefSeq, a predicted model, not a curated record